CUCUACAUAGUGUUUGCACUUUGCAGUUGGCCUGCCAAGCACCAAGCAGCUGCAGUACCUAUGUGCGGUCGGUGUGUUUUUUCGAGCAGUGCUCUUUGCCAAACUUUGGUCAUAACCUAAGCUCUAUAUACACGAAAACAAUCGAGCGAACCCGUUCUAUAAUGCAAUAAAUGGUGAUCAGCUCGAAAGAGGCAGUAAUAAUCCCACUCAUGGAUGAAAAAUGGACUCGCAACAAUUCAACGAAUAAACAUUGUCAGUUGCAGGUAGACUAUAAAAUGCCUUGCUGGUACUACGAAAAGAAAGAGCUCCGUAAUACACCUUCCAUUCAGGAUGGAAUUGACUAUGAAACAGAGUGUAGAUACAGAAAAGAAGGUGCACGAUUCAUCAUUGAUGUUGGCACAAAAAUGGACCUUGGUUAUAACACCAUGGCCACCGGUGUUGUGUACUUUCACAGAUUUUACAUGUUUCACUCCUUCAAAACAUUUCCUCGAUACGUGACUGCGUGCUGUUGUUUAUUUCUGGCUGGCAAGGUAGAGGAGACGCCUAAAAAAUGUAAAGACAUCAUUAAGACUGCAAAGACCCUGCUUACCGAUCAAAAAUUUGCAACUUUUGGGGAAGAUCCAAAAGAAGAAGUGAUGACAUUAGAAAGGAUUUUAUUGCAAACCAUUAAAUUUGAUUUGCAAGUUGAGCAUCCUUACAGUUAUUUGUUAAAAUAUGCCAAAUGUCUCAGAGGGGAUAAAAAUAAACUGCAGAAGAUGGUCCAAAUGGCAUGGACAUUUGUUAACGACAGCUUAUGCACUACUUUAUCACUUCAAUGGGAGCCAGAAAUUAUAGCUGUCGCUCUUAUGUAUUUGGCAGGAAAGCUAAGUAAAUUUGACGUCGUCGAUUGGAAUGGCAGGCAAUCAAAGCAUUUGAGAUGGUGGGAUAUGUUUGUUGAAGAUGUAACCAUGGAUUUGUUGGAAGAUAUUUGCCAUCAAGUCUUGGAUUUAUAUUCCCAAGCAAAUAGUGCAAAAACUCCGGAAUCACCACCAAUGACGCCAUCUAAUGAGCCUUCCAGAGAUCGACCCACAGCACCACCAUCCAUCAUGGAUUCCGCUUCGAGCACACCUAAUGCUGGAACUCCGGUGAAAAUUCCAAAAACUGACUCUGUGUCUAUUUCUGCAAAUGGAUGUGCACCCAUGGAUGUGCCAGACGCAACAAAACCUAUGGAUAUGCCGAGUCACUUUCCACCAUAUUCAGCUGCAUUUGCCCAAGGGAAUUCAUCCUUUCCACCUGUCUUUCCACCUGCUAAUAUAACAGUACCACCACCACCUGUAAAUCAUAUAGUGCCACCAAUGCACAUGAAUGUUCCUCCAGGACCCAUUCGUCCAUCACCAGCUCCGGGACCUGGACAAGUACCACCACCAUUUCAUCAACAUGGCCCAUAUCCGUAUCCACCAAAUGCAAACUACUUUCCAGGUGGUGCAUCAGGACCUCCGCCAAAUCCAAGAUACUAUCCACCUCAAUCGUAACUUGAGCAUAGAGUGAGUGAAUGUUAGACUUGAACUAAUUAUGAAUCUAUUCAGGAUUCCUUGGUCGAAUGAAAUCGAAUGCGGCAUUUUCGCACGACUAAUUUAUAACUCAAGAAAACACUGAUACAACUGCCUAUUAAAAAUUUUAUAUUUUGAAAUAAUUGAGGCUAAUUAAUGAUGUUUGUGAAAAUAUUCUCCAAUGAAUGAGAGAUCUAUUAAUCUUUAAAUUAAUCAAUUCUGUAUAAAUAGUAACAAUUACAUGUACAAAUUUCCUUUAUUAAAAAAGCUUGAUCCUCCAGCUACGAAAUUAGGAAGAGUUUUACCUAAUAAAUCUGAAAAUAGCUCUAGGAGUGGAUGUGCAUUUUUGGAAUCUAAUGUGAAUGUAUCGGUGUAUAGUAUGUACAUAAUGCAAUGCAAAUCAGCUAUUUCCGAGUAGGAUAAUACUGAAAAAAAAAAAAAAAAACAAUCA
Molecule: messenger RNA, 1980 nt
Organism: Nasonia vitripennis (jewel wasp)
Lineage: Eukaryota; Metazoa; Arthropoda; Insecta; Hymenoptera; Pteromalidae
Gene: CycK
Product: cyclin-K
Exons: 6
Coding region: 171-1511 (446 amino acids)
Biological process (GO): regulation of transcription by RNA polymerase II; positive regulation of DNA-templated transcription, elongation
Cellular component (GO): cyclin/CDK positive transcription elongation factor complex; nucleus
Molecular function (GO): cyclin-dependent protein serine/threonine kinase activator activity
Source: RefSeq, a predicted model, not a curated record